Molecule: messenger RNA, 4545 nt
Organism: Lethenteron reissneri (Far Eastern brook lamprey)
Lineage: Eukaryota; Metazoa; Chordata; Hyperoartia; Petromyzontiformes; Petromyzontidae
Product: intersectin-1-like
Molecular function (GO): protein binding
Source: RefSeq, a predicted model, not a curated record
CGUUUGUCUCCGCCCAUUGGCCGAACCCCGCGCGCGCGUUGCGCGAGACGCAGACAGACAGAGACACAGUGAGACAGAGUGAGACACAGAGAGAGACACAGAGUGAGACAGAGACAGAGACACAGAGUGAGACAGAGACACAGACAGAGUGAGACACAGUGAGACACAGAGAGACGCAGAGACAGAGACACAGUGAGACAGAGUGAGACACAGAGAGAGACACAGAGAGACGCAGAGACACAGAGUGAGAGACAGACACAGAGUGAGACAGACACAGAGUGAGACAGACACAGAGUGAGACAGAGACACAGAGAGACACAGAUACAGACACAGAGACGCAGAGACAGAGACACAGGGAGGCAGGGAGACAGAGAGACACAGUGAGACACAGAGACAGGGAGACACAGUGAGUGAGACAGAUAGACAGAGACAGACAGAGACAGCGAUAGACAGAGACACAGAGAUACAGAGACAGACAGAUACAGACAGAGACAGACAGGGAGCCACAGAGAAUGAGACACAGACAUAUAUAGAGAGACACAGACACUGGGACAGAGACAGAGAGACUGGGAGAGAGAGAUAGAUAGGGAGACACAGAGAUAGAGAGACAGAUACACGGAGAGAAAGACAGGCAGAGAUACACAGAGACAGAGACACAGAGUGAGACAGAGACAGACAUAGAGACAGACAGGGAGACACCGGGAGUGACACAGAGAUAGACACCGAGACACAGAGAUAGACAGAGAGACAGACAGAGAUAGACAGAGACACAGAGACAGACAGAGAGACAGAGAUAGACACCGAGAUACAGAAACUCGAGAGACACGGAAAUCUUCCUGAGGGCGGCACCCGCGCCGCCUCCACCCCUCAGCCCUCGCCCCAGCCCAUCAUCAUCAGCAGCCCCAGCCCCAGUCUCAUCCCCAGCCCAUCAUCAGCAGCAGCCCCAAGCCCCAGUCUCAUCACAAGCUCAUCAUCAUCAGCAGCAGCCCCAAGCCCCCAGCCCCAGUCUCAUCCCCAGCCCAUCAUCAUCAGCAGCAGCAGCCCCAGCCCCAGUCUCACCCCCAGCCCAUCAUCAUCAGCAGCAGCAGCAGCCCCAGCCCCAGUCUCACCCCAACCCAUCAUCAGCAGCCCCAAGCCCCAGUCUCAUCCCCAGCCCAUCAUCAUCAGCAGCCCCAAGCCCCAGUCUCAUCCCCAGCCCAUCAGCAGCAUCAUCAGCUUCAGCCCCAAGUCGCGAUUUCCACACCGCCCGCGGCCUCCGACUCGUCCCGAGGCCCAUCACGCUGGAGGCCGGAGCCCGUCUGCCGCCUGCCGGCAUCCCUCGCCUCCCUCUCCGCCUCCUCCCCACACCGCCACCGCCGCGGAGAUGUCGUCCCUGGCCCACCCCGGGGUCGUCUCGGGCGGUGCAGGUGGGGCCGACUGUUGGAUCGUGACUCUGGAGGAGCGGGAAAAGCACCACCAUCUCUUCUACAGCCUCUCCCCAGCCGGCGGAUUCAUCACAGGGGAGCAGGCACGAGGCUUCUUCCUGCAGUCCGGGCUGCCGCAGCUGGUGCUGGCGCAAGUCUGGGCCCUCGCGGACGACGAUCGCGACGGCCGCGUCGACCUCGUUGGCUUCUCGGUGGCGAUGAAGCUCAUCAAGAUGGCCCUGCUGGGCCACCCGCUGCCCGUCGCGGUGCCGCCCAUCACGCUGCACUCGCUCACCGGGCACGCCCAUGGGAGGACAGCAGCUGCUGCCCCUUGCCAUCUCUCCCCCGGAGUGGCGCCGCCGCAGCCCAUGCUGCCCGGCUCAGCGCACGCCGUGCCACCCUGCGUCUCUGUGGGGGAGGGGCCGACUCACGCUCCCGCGUUCCCAGUGUCUGAUUCGUUCCUGGAGCGGCGCAGGGAGAACAUGGAGCGAGGGGAGGCGGAGCUGCAGCGGAGGCGGGAGGCGCUUCGCGAAGCGCAGCGCAAGGAGGAGCAGGAGGAGAUCGCUCGGCAGACGGCCGCGCGCAGGCAGCAGCUGGAGGGACAGCGGGAGGGCUCGCGGGCCGAGGUGCAGGCGCUGCGGCAGCACCGUGACGUCCUCGCCGCCCGGCUGCUGGCGCUCGCUCAGUCCCGCCAGGAGGCGCAGGCGGGCGCGGCGGACGCGAGGCAGAGCGCGGCGGAGUGCCGCUCGCGGUUGGACGCGCUCAACGAGCGAGCGGGCCGGCUCCACGCCGAGUCGCGCCGUCUGGAGGCCCAGGUGGGCGCCGCACAGAGCUCCCUGGAGGCGCUGAGGGCACAACGCGCGCAGCUGGAGGGGCGCCUGCAACGCGGAGCCCGCGGCGGCGGAGGCCUGGACUCGCUGGCAGCCGAGGUCCAUUGCAGGAGGGCGGCCGUGCAGAGUCUGCGCGAGAAGGUGGAAGCCAUCGAGCUUCAGAUCCAGCAGACGCAAGCUCAGCGGCAGGACCCGCCGUCGGCAGCCACCGCCACGACCGCCAGCGCCAGCUCCAGCGCCAGCUCCCGCGCUGGCUCCGCUGGCCACGCAGGCUCCGCCCCGGCGUUCCAGCCCCCCGUCGCCAUCGUCCCUCCCUCCCUCGCGCCGACGCCGAGCAACGCGAGCGGCGCUAUCUCCUCCUCAUCCUCCUUCUCCGAGCAGCAGUGGCAGAAGCAGCAGCAGCAGCCGCAGGAGCAAGGCGGGGCGUGCGUGGCAGCGUGCGACGCGGAGGAGUGGGGAGGCGGCGGUGGGGGAGGUGGCGCCUCCCAGCCCGACGUGGGCUGGGCACGGUUCCCGGAGUUCGGAGACCCCCGCCCGGCCCAGCCCAGAGCCGGGGUCGCCAGGAGCAGAGGCUCCCAGUCGGAGCGGCGCACGGGGCCGCACGGGGGUACCGGCUCCAACAGCUUUCUGGAGCGCAACAUCCCGAGUUUCCCCGCGGUGGACGGGUCCCACGGGAACGAUGGGAAACCCAGCGCAGCCUCGGCCUUCACUCCGCAGGCCCCCUCGGCCUCCGCCUACUGCCCGCUGGGCUCGUGCGUGCGCGCCGUGGCGCUCUGCCGAUUCCAGGCGGUGCAGCCCAACCACCUGGCGUUCUGCACGGGAGACGUCAUCUCGGUGCGCGAGCGCCAGGACCUGUGGUGGCUGGGCGAGGUGGCAGGCCGCUCGGGGUGGUUCCCCAAGUCGUACGUGCGCGUCACGGACGGGGACGCGGCCGCCGUGCCGCCACCGCUCCCGCCGCCGCUCCCGCUCCUCGCCAACGGAGCCCGGAGCCAGAGGGGGACGUGCGCGGCGAGCGAGGAGGAGGUCCGGCGGGAGGGCAGAGAGGCUGCAGUGCCGUCAGAUUCGUGGAACCACUCCAAGUCGCGGCCGUACACGAGCAUCCUGAGGAGAGUCUCCAAGCCAAAGGCCCCUGCUCCUCCAGUCCACAGACAUGAGAAGUGCGCCGCGCUGUUUGACUACACGAGCAAAGAGGCCGGCGAUUUGUCCUUCCUGAAGGGCGACAUCAUCACGCUGGUCAGUAAGAACGACAGGGAUUGGUGGACGGGGACACUCAGCGGCAAGACGGGUCUCUUCCCGAGCAAUCACGUGGAGGUGCUGACCACCAAGGCCGGCGAACCGUCGGCACCGUCGUCGGCACCGUCGUCGGCACCGGCGUCGGCACCGGCGUCUGCACCGGCGUGCCCCAUCGGCAGCGCCGGUCGCGGCGCGGACACCACCGCGUCGCGGCCCGGGGGCCCGUCGGGCCGCAGCGUCGUGGCCCUCUACGACUACUGCGCGCAGAACUCGGACGAGCUCUCGUUCGUGCGCGGCCAGAGCAUCGGCGUGACGCGGCAGGCCCACCCCGACUGGUGGGAGGGCGAGGCCGGCGGCUUGCACGGCCUCUUCCCCUCCAACUACGUCAGGGAGCUCCUCCCGCCCGAGUCGUCGCUCUGAGUCGCGAUCGUCGCGGCCGCGCGCCGAGCCGCGUUUCGCACGCCCCGGAACCCGCGAUCCGAGGGGACGCGCAGGGUUCCAUUUCAUCUGCCGGUCGGGCAGUUGUGAAGGAAUGGCGCGAGUUUCCUUCACCGGGGUGCGUCCUGCCCCCAACCACCCCGACCUUUGCCGAUCCGGCAGUACGAAUACCCGCACGGUAAAAUUGGAUCGGCAGGGUCCAGUGUGGGGCCGGAUAAAAUGUGGGCAAGCCCGCCUCCCCCUCCGACACGCCCCGGUCAACGUGGGAGUCGAUCAAAUUGUACCCACGCGAGAGUUGCCUCCCGCACGACGGGCCCUCCCAUUGCCCAUCGACGCGCGCGGUCGCAGGGCGGCGCCCUUCUUACGCUUUCCUUCGGCGCCUCGCGGGGACUCGCGAGGCGCACGGACGUCCGAACGCGCGACCGGCCCGUGUGCGUCUCGUGUCUGCCGCUCUCUCAUUUAUCUCUCUGCGGCCGAGUGGGCCGAAGCUCGGCGGGCCUCUCCCAAGGGCCGUCGUGUGCCGCGCGUUGGUUCGAGGAGCCGCUCUCAAGUCAUUGCGGCGUCUGCCACGAGUCCCAGGGGUGCACCGUGCGUGCCCCCCCACCCUGCACGGGGGCAGGGUGACAGGGGUCACCCGGGUG